AUGGUCGGAUUUCGAAAAUCAUCAUCAAGCGGAAGCGCCAAAGCUCUCGACACCCCGAAGAUGAAGGAUGAUACCUUGUCUUCUCAACCACCUUUUUUGUUCAAUGCGGUAGACACUGAUUAUCCCAUUUCCAGGGAAAGAAAUGAAAUGGCGCAACAGGAGGGACAUGAUUUGUUCCCUCGGUUUUCGCAAAGCGAGGCCGAUAGAUGGAGAGUUCAAGACGUUACCGUUCGGAAUUAUCUUUCAAAAACUCCUGUUGAUGAAUUUAGGGAGUUUAAUGAACAUCACAUCGACACUAAUGGCGAGGUCUAUGAUCACAGAAAGUAUGCCGAGGGAAAAUUCAUCGAAAAAGAAAAUGAAAAUGGGGAGAAGCAAAAUAAAAAAGAAAGGGCCCGUCUGACAGUUCUUAACAAUUCUCAAAGCUUGGUCGACAACAUGAAAGCCAGUGAUAGCUACGGGGCCUACCAAUGCAAAGAUUCUAUGAUAAGCCAGAGAGCGUUGAAAUGGUUCAAGGAGAGAUAUCAUAUCAAUGAAAAGGAGAAGGAUAAAGUUAAGGGGGAAAAAAGUGAAGUCUUUCCAAACUUUUUUCACGGUUCCGAGGAUCCUUACAAGGAUCUUGAUGAAUACAAUAUCGAAACGGACGAGGAGAAUGAUAAAAACGAUAAAUCUUGGUACAAGCUGUCAGGCCCUAGCCUCCUAAGAAGGGGGAGAACUAAAGAGGCCGAUGAGCCUCAGGUGUUUCCUUUCUUUGAUCUAACUGCUUCGGGAAAUGUUCCCACCGAGAAAGUAAGCGACGUUAGAGGAAACCCAAACUCCCCCCUUGCGACUGAUAUGAAGGGAGGUAGGGCAAAUGGGUUCAGGGAGGAAAGGAGAGGGUUUAGAUAUAUGGGAGGAUUCAUCCCUGGAGGUAAAGGUCUUAAUAUUGGUAUGCGGAACGGAAAAUGUGUGGCCGGCAAGGAUUUACGGAUGUGGAAAAGCACCCCCCGCAAGCCAGUAGCCAACACUGGUUCCGAUCGACCUUUUCAAACUGAAGUUUCGUAUUCGUUGGAGAGGGAUGGAGAGAUCAUAGAAUCUGAACGAGUGACUGAUAAUAUCUCUGUCAUACACAAGAUGUUCAAGGCGCCUCCUGAAGAACCCAAAUCCAGGAUGUUGGAACCUAUACGUCGAAAGACUGGUACAUUACCGUCCAUGUCUAAAAGAAUUUGGAGUCAAAGUAUGAAUAACGCUGAGCUCAAGAAAGCCGGAAAAGCCAAGGGAUCCGAAAGAGUCAUGGGACUCGCAAAACUCAUGGGACUCGACAAAGCUAAGAUCCUCGAAAAAGCCAAAGAAAUCGAGAGAGUCGAGAAACCGCCAAUGGAACUGACGGACAAUGAGUUGACUUCAUGGCACAGACAAGAAACAUUGCAAUUUUUGGUCGGAGAUAGCCUGGGAGAGGAUGUUGAGGCGAUUCUGCGAAACAGUCCCAAAGGGGGAACGAAAGACCUCGAGAACCAAGUCUAUCGAAUGACAAGCGAUGUUCCCCAUCUGCGCACCUGCUUUAUUGCUAAAGCGAAUUCGGUCAGGUCUGUUAGACCAAUCAUAGAAAAUGACUCGGAAAAAGCAAGACGUGUCAAUAUGGCCCAGGAAAGGGCAACUGAGCUUCAAAGAACAGGGCAUUGCCCUUCUCCAAUCCAAGAAGAGGACGAACAAGGCUCCUUUCAGCCUUGUCGACAUCCGGAGCAGUUUUUCGAACCUAGUUCUUCCAACAACCCCACUGACCAAACUAGCCACUCAUACAACCAUCCUAGUCCAAUGUCAGAAGCUGCACUCGAAGAUUCUUCUCCUUUCGAAGUUCCAGGGCCCUUUUCCAAACCGAGGCCCUCCCCUCUUAGAAAUAAAUCUAUUGACGAAAUGAUCAACUCAGAAGAACGUGGUCUUCCAGUGCUAGAACACACUACCAAAGAAUCCCCUCCAACACGUCGUCAUCUAAAACGUUUUGGCACACCCAUUUCCCCCACUGGAAAAGGGACGGACUCACAAAGCAACCUUGUUCCCAAAGAACAGGCCAACCCCGAGACCUCCACGUCAACGCAAACCAAAAAACUCCAUCGAUUGGUCAAAAGCGAUUCCCUGCGCCAAAAGUUUAUGAAAGGUUUUGAGAAAUGA
Messenger RNA from Sclerotinia sclerotiorum 1980 UF-70, 2145 nucleotides. RefSeq lists its product with no specific name. The coding region runs from base 1 to 2145 and encodes 714 amino acids. The transcript has a single exon. The record is from RefSeq and is a predicted model, not a curated record. Lineage: Eukaryota; Fungi; Ascomycota; Leotiomycetes; Helotiales; Sclerotiniaceae.